AUGGGUGAGGUGACAGCCGAGGAGGUAGAGAAGUUCCUGGACUCAAACAUUGGCUUUGCCAAACAAUACUAUAAUUUUCACUACCGGGGGAGAGUCAUCUCAGACCUCCUUGGGGCCAAGGAGGCAGCGGUGGACUUCAGCCACUACCACACUGUGAAUAGCGUGGAGGAGAGUGAAAUCAUCUUUGACCUUCUGCGGGACUUUCAGGAGAAUUUGCAGGCUGAGAAAUGCACCUUCAACGUCAUGAAGAAGCUCUGCUUCCUCCUGCGGGCUGACCGCAUGAGUCUGUUCAUGUACAGGACCCGCAACGGCAUUGCAGAGCUAGCCACCAGGCUCUUCAACGUCCACAAGGAUGCUGUCCUGGAGGACUGCUUGGUGAUGCCUGACUCCGAGAUCGUCUUCCCUCUGGACAUGGGUGUCGUGGGCCAUGUCGCCCACUCCAAAAAGAUUGCCAAUGUCCCCAACACAGAAGAGGAUGAGCAUUUCUGUGACUUUGUGGACGACCUCACCGAGUAUCAGACCAAGAGCAUCCUGGCUUCCCCCAUCAUGAAUGGGAAGGAUGUGGUAGCCAUCAUCAUGGCUGUGAACAAAGUGGACGAACCCCACUUCACCAAGAGAGACGAAGAGAUUCUUCUCAAGUACCUCAAUUUUGUGAAUCUGAUCAUGAAGGUAUUCCAUCUGAGUUACCUGCACAACUGUGAGACUCGGCGUGGCCAGAUAUUGCUGUGGUCUGGGAGCAAGGUCUUCGAAGAGCUCACGGACAUAGAGAGACAGUUCCACAAAGCCCUGUACACGGUCCGAGCUUUCCUGAACUGUGACAGAUACUCGGUGGGCCUCUUAGACAUGACCAAACAGAAGGAAUUUUUUGAUGUGUGGCCAGUUCUGAUGGGCGAGGCUCCAGCCUACUCAGGUCCGAGGACUCCAGAUGGAAGGGAAAUUAACUUCUACAAGGUCAUCGACUACAUCCUGCACGGCAAAGAAGACAUCAAAGUAAUCCCGACUGAUUCGUCAAUAAAUGCCAAACAGCAGUCUCUGAAUGGGCGCUUCUGCUGGAGGAAAGAGCAAAGCAGAAAUGGGAUGUGGAGGUCUCCUUGGGCUCCUGAGACAAAUAACCUAUUGCAUUUUCUCUGCUGUUUUUGUUCACGGCAGAAAACCAGAGAGGUGUAUGGGAAAGAGCCGUGGGAAUGUGAGGAGGAGGAGCUGGCUGAGAUCCUGCAAGGAGAACUUCCAGACGCUGAGAAAUAUGAAAUCAACAAGUUCCACUUCAGCGACCUGCCCCUCACGGAGCUUGAGCUGGUGAAGUGCGGCAUACAGAUGUACUACGAGCUCCGAGUGGUGGACAAGUUCCACAUCCCACAAGAGGCCCUGGUGCGCUUCAUGUACUCACUGAGCAAGGGCUACCGGAGGAUCACUUACCACAAUUGGCGGCACGGCUUCAACGUGGGGCAGACCAUGUUCUCCUUGCUGGUGACAGGAAAGCUGAAGCGGUACUUCACUGAUCUGGAGGCCUUGGCCAUGGUCACUGCUGCCUUCUGUCAUGACAUCGACCACAGAGGCACAAAUAACCUCUACCAGAUGAAAUCACAGAACCCACUGGCCAAGCUCCAUGGGUCCUCCAUCUUGGAAAGGCAUCAUUUGGAGUUUGGCAAAACAUUGCUGAGAGAGGAGAGCUUGAAUAUCUUUCAGAACCUGAAUCGCCGGCAGCAUGAACACGCAAUCCACAUGAUGGACAUUGCAAUCAUUGCCACAGACCUGGCCUUGUAUUUCAAGAAAAGGACAAUGUUCCAGAAGAUUGUGGAUCAGUCAAAGACAUACGAGAGUACCCAGGAGUGGACCCAGUACAUGAUGCUGGAGCAGACACGGAAGGAAAUUGUUAUGGCCAUGAUGAUGACCGCCUGUGACCUCUCAGCCAUCACCAAGCCCUGGGAGGUGCAAAGCAAGGUAGCUCUGCUGGUGGCUGCUGAAUUCUGGGAGCAAGGUGACUUGGAGCGCACCGUGCUGCAACAGAAUCCCAUUCCCAUGAUGGACAGAAACAAGGCAGACGAGCUCCCCAAGCUUCAAGUCGGCUUCAUUGACUUUGUGUGCACCUUUGUCUAUAAGGAAUUCUCCCGUUUUCAUGAGGAAAUCACACCCAUGCUGGAUGGGAUAACCAACAACCGCAAGGAAUGGAAGGCGCUGGCUGACGAGUAUGAGGCCAAGAUGAAGGCGCUGGAGGAGGAGAAGCAGAAGCAGCAGGCAGCCAAGCAAGCUGCUUCCGGGACCCAGCCGGGAGGAAACCCCAGCCCAGGGGGCGCACCCGCAUCCAAGUCCUGUUGCAUCCAGUAGCUGAGGGCAUUGCUGGCAGGUGGCAGAGCCCUCAGGAAGGAAGAGGUCCCCCAGGCCAAUGGAAAGCCCCGUGUCUUCUUGGACAGUUAAAGAAGCGGGAGUUGAGAGCUGAUGGAAGAUACAGCGGGCAUCUAUAUCAUCAAGUGGUUUUAGAUGUUGUUUUUGUUGCAGUUUUGUUUGUUUUUUUCUUUUGUUUUAGACAAGGACUCACUGUGUAACCCUAGCUGUCCUAGAACUCGCUCUGUAGCCCAGGCUGGCCUUGAACUCACAGAGAUUCGCCUGCCUCUGCUUCCCAAGUGCUGGGAUUAAAGGCGUGCGCCACCA
Messenger RNA from Peromyscus californicus insignis, 2649 nucleotides. It is a transcript of the gene Pde6a, whose product is annotated as phosphodiesterase 6A. NCBI's taxonomy places the organism in Eukaryota, Metazoa, Chordata, Mammalia, Rodentia, Cricetidae. Gene Ontology annotation, molecular function: 3',5'-cyclic-nucleotide phosphodiesterase activity; protein binding. The record is from RefSeq and is a predicted model, not a curated record. Bases 1 to 2325 code for a protein of 774 amino acids. Gene Ontology annotation, biological process: signal transduction. The transcript has 18 exons.